Messenger RNA from Trichomycterus rosablanca, 2856 nucleotides. RefSeq names its product GDP dissociation inhibitor 2 (gene gdi2). NCBI's taxonomy places the organism in Eukaryota, Metazoa, Chordata, Actinopteri, Siluriformes, Trichomycteridae. Gene Ontology annotation, molecular function: Rab GDP-dissociation inhibitor activity. Gene Ontology annotation, biological process: vesicle-mediated transport; small GTPase-mediated signal transduction; protein transport. The transcript is spliced from 11 exons. Bases 98 to 1444 code for a protein of 448 amino acids. The record is from RefSeq and is a predicted model, not a curated record. Gene Ontology annotation, cellular component: cytoplasm.
UUCUAUUCGCUUCUUUCAUUUCCAGCUUUGCAUCUCAGCUCCAUUUUCUACAGGCCCACUUCCACAACGCAAAAGCGGAUUAAACUCAGCAAGCACAAUGAAUGAAGAAUACGACGUUAUCGUGUUGGGAACCGGACUCACGGAAUGCAUCCUGUCCGGGAUCAUGUCCGUAAAGGGAAAGAAGGUCCUGCAUAUGGACAGGAACUCCUACUAUGGAGGAGAAAGCGCCUCAAUCACCCCUCUGGAGGAUCUGUACAAGCGCUUCAGUCUGCCUGGUAGCCCUCCUGAGUCAAUGGGGAAAGGUCGUGACUGGAACGUGGAUCUCAUCCCAAAGUUUCUCAUGGCGAACGGUCAGCUGGUGCGUAUGCUGCUGAUUACACAGGUGACUCGAUACCUGGACUUUAAAGUGAUUGAGGGCAGCUUUGUCUACAAGAAGGGUGGCAUUUACAAAGUGCCCUCCACAGAAACUGAGGCUCUGGCUUCCAGCCUGAUGGGACUAUUUGAAAAGAGGCGAUUCCGGAAGUUUUUGGUUUUUGUGUCCAGCUUUGAUGAGAACGACCCCCGAACCAUGGAAGGCGUCGAUCCCAACAAGACUACCAUGCGUGAGGUUUACAAAAAGUUUGACCUUGGCCAAGAUGUCAUUGACUUUACAGGUCACGCCAUUGCACUUUACCGCACAGACGAUUAUCUGGAUCAGCCCUGCCUGGAGUCGAUAAACAGGAUUAAGCUGUACAGUGAAUCCUUGGCAAGAUAUGGCAAGAGCCCAUAUCUCUACCCUCUGUAUGGAUUGGGAGAACUGCCUCAGGGCUUUGCCCGGUUAAGUGCCAUUUAUGGAGGAACUUACAUGCUGAACAAGCCAAUUGAAGAGAUCAUCAUUGAGAAUGGCAAAGUGGUGGGCGUCAAAUCUGAUGGAGAGACUGCCCGCUGUAAACAGCUGAUCUGCGACCCCAGCUACAUAAUGGACCGGGCUAAGGUUGUAGGCAAGGUGAUCAGAGUCAUCUGCAUCUUAAGUCAUCCCAUUAAGAGUACCUCAGACUCUAACUCCUGCCAGAUCAUCAUCCCCCAGAACCAGGUCAACAGGAAGCAUGAUAUCUACGUGUGCAUGAUCUCUUACGCACACAACGUGGCAGCCCAGGGUAAAUACAUUGCCAUUGUCAGUACCACUGUGGAGACUAACGACCCUGAGAAAGAGAUAAAACCUGCGCUGGAUCUGCUUGAGCCCAUUGAGCAGAAGUUAGUAAGCAUCAGCGAUCAGUAUGCUCCAACUGAUCUGGGAACAGAAAGCCAGGUGUUCAUUUCUCGUUCCUACGAUGCCACAACCCACUUUGAGACCACUUGCGAUGACAUCAAAGACAUCUUCAAGCGCAUGACUGGCACGGACUUUGACUUUGCUGAGAUGGAGCGCAAAAAGAACGACAUCUUUGGCGACGGGGCCGACCAGUAAUCUGGCUCAUGGCACAUUUCACUAUCAGAUACCUGGAAAAUGGUAAUCUUUAAGGAAAAAGAAAAUUAAAAAAGACAAAAGUAACCAAAAUGGGCUAGCUGAUUAUUUCAAGUAUAUGGUCUUUCAUGUAUAUCGUAACAAAAAUAGCAUUUAGGGGGAAGAAAGGUGAGGUGGUCUGCUUUUGUAUAAUCAGGUUGAUUCAUAUUGCACUGAUUGUUGGUCGAUGUUCUUUAUCCAACUGCCAUCAUGUUGUCCUGUUGUCACCCUGCUUAAACAGGGAGGGCAUUUAGUCCAAAGAUGCCAAAUGAUCAGAUGUAUUCAAGUGAUAUAAAGGCACAAGUUAAAGAUUAUACUUAAACAAGAUCGGAAGUAUUUUUUUGUAUAAUUUUGUGCAAAUGUUUAUGGCCACUCAACAGAAAUGUCUAGGAAAGAAAACUGUAAGCGGAGUUGCUUAGUUUGUUGUACAAUUAAUGCAUUGUGUUUUCCUACAGAUUGAUGCCUAAGUUACUUAACUCCAGCAAACAAAUAUGUACAAGCCUCGCUUUGCAAUUGUAAACUCAAAAUUAAAAUUACUAAUUUGAUCUGUUAGUCAUGCUAAAGUGACACCCAUGCAACCAUUAAUAUACAGGUUUAUCAAAAAUAAGGAUUCUGCAUUAAUUUAGUGUUGCAGCCUGGUGAAAUUUUGAGUGUUCAGCAGUUUCUGCCUAUACAUUUCUGUUGUAAGGGGCAGUGUGUGAUUCUUGGGCUGUUGGCCACGCUUGCAUCACAUGCUACUGGAAAGGCUACUUAAAGAAACAUUCAUUUCAGACUUAUUCCUAAAAUGUUUACAUUUUCUGCCUAUUUUAGUCUAUUUUUGUACAAUGUAAAACAUCCUAGGCUUUCACAAGUCGAAUAAAAUCUACGCCCAGUUUAAGCAAUGAACGGCACAGGAUGGUUAAUGAAUUAGAUGGGUAUGAUUGGUCAGCGCCUUUUACUGAAUAGAUUUAAAAGCACAACCGAUAUAAAACAUUGAAUGGUGCCAUUAUCAGUUUAGUUAUGUCUAUUCUCUCAGUCUGUGGCAUGUGAAAAGGUGCUGCUAAAGGUAAUUUUUCUCAUGUCACAUAUUGGACUCAUAUUGGUUUUACAUAAACCCACAACCAUCGUUUAACUAAAAUGUGCAGAAAAUGUUUUGAGGAAUUGUGCUGUAACUUUUUUGGAGCUGCUUACACACUCUGCUUUCUGCAGCAGAAAGAAGCUCUUAAAAGAAUUGUUUAUAUCUCUGAAUUAGAAAGGACCAAAUGUCUGCUGCAGUAUUGACAUGACAGGGGCCCUGUGCAAAUCGUCAUCAGUGUUUUAAAGAACGGGAGAACUGUGCUGAGCAGAUAGGGCUCACAUGAUUUCUGUACUGCUAAGUAAAAUGUUAACUUGUAAAA